Neoarthrinium moseri is the source of this 807-nucleotide messenger RNA. RefSeq lists its product as uncharacterized. The coding region runs from base 1 to 807 and encodes 268 amino acids. The transcript is spliced from 2 exons. Gene Ontology annotation, molecular function: oxidoreductase activity, acting on the CH-OH group of donors, NAD or NADP as acceptor; NAD binding; NADP binding. The record is from RefSeq and is a predicted model, not a curated record. NCBI's taxonomy places the organism in Eukaryota, Fungi, Ascomycota, Sordariomycetes, Amphisphaeriales, Apiosporaceae.
AUGUGCAAGUCUACUGUGCACCUUUUCUCCGACGGUGUGUUCAUGCUAAUCAAUCUUGCCGUCCAGGUUAGCAAUGAUGCGGUGCUGGAGAGCACAGUUGAUGAAGCUAUUGCAUCGGGGAACCUUGCGGGCAAGAUAUACGUGGAUUGCUCUACAGUACAUCCCAAUACGUCCAUAGCGGUGUGCAGAAAAAUCACUGAAGCAGGAGCUAAGUUUGUGGCUGCCCCUGUCUUCGGUGCAUCGCCUGUAGCUGAGGCCGGUAGGCUGAUCUUUGUAUCUGCCGGCCCCGAGUCUGCUCGAAUGGCCAUCGACCCCUAUUUGAAGGGUGUUAUGGGACGCUCGGUUAUUGAUAUGGGCGAGGAUGUCUCCAAAUCGAGCCUUUUAAAGAUUGCCGGAAAUAUUUGCGUUAUCUCUUUCAUGGAGGCGAUUGUGGAGGCCCACGUCUUCGCUGAGAAGACUGGCCUAGGGCCAGCUAUCCUUGAGCAGAUGCUGGGAGACAAUUUCGGACCAGUUAUCGAAAGCUACUCCAAGAGACUCACAACAGGUGCAUACGCCCCUGCUGUCGACGCAAAGGCUGGAUUCGACGUGGCGCUAGCUAUCAAGGACGCCAAACAUGCAAUCAACUGUGCUACCGAAGCAGGCACUGAUCUCGAGGUCAGCCGUGUGGCACUGAAGAACAUGGAACUUGCAUGCGAACUUCAAAAAGGCAAACCCUUGGAUAGCAGUUCCAUGUAUGGCACAAUCAGGGAGGAUGCGGGGCUAGACUUCUACACAGAUCUGUGCAAGAAACGCGACGGUGUUGCGUAA